AUGGGACAUGAGGAGCAUGGAGGGACUUGGCACAUGGAAGCAGCUCAACUGGAUACGCAAAGGAAGAAGGGAGAAGCCAUCUUGAAGACCAGCUCGACCGUCCACUCGACUACUCGACCAACCGGUCGAGUUCCUCAACUCGACCGGCCAAGCUUCAACUCGAUCGAGCUGGGGAGUCAAAACACAGGAGCCAAUGUGAACAUCAUGUCUAAGAGGAUAGCUGACAAGAUAGGCCUCACCAAGAUACAGCCAUCAUCCAUCUCCAUCAACUAUGCUGAUUCAUUCUCACAAACCCCCUAUGGCUUUGUGCCUAAUGUGAUGGUGCAGAUUGGAAAUUGCUCUAUCCCCACCGAUUUUCAGAUUGUGGAAAUGAGAGAGAGUAGCCAUAGACCUCUCAUAUUUGGAACCCCUUUCCUGUCUACUGUGGGUGCCAUAUUUGAUUUCCCCAAUCAAAGAAUCUCUUUCAACAAGGUGAACAAGGGUAUGUUCUUCCCUAUGUGUUCAACAAAGAACUCUUUUGUUGACAUGGUCCAAGAGGAGAAAGUUACUUUGAAGCCACCCCAAGAAGGAGAAACUGAAGAAACAAUCAAGGAAGAUCCCAUUCCUAAGCCCAAGCAGCUUGCCACACAAGCAAGGAGUAAGACUAAGGCCCCUACACCAAAACCGCCCAAGGGAUCAUCCAAGAUUGAAGAUGAGGCCAAGCCAAGAAGAAGGUUAGAAAACCUAGGCAUUUGUGCCAAGGGACAUCAUGGAGAGAUUGUCUAUCCAGCUGUGAAUCACCCACCAGAUACUCAUUGCAAGGAGAAAAGACUUGGAGGAUCAAAGAUGCCUCUUGUCUCCAUCUUCUCUGAGCGCCAAGCCUUACAGAUAGAAGGAGAAAAAGGUGUGAAAACACAAUCCGCGCCAAACCAUUGGCCGCGGACGCGCAGAAAAAUUUUGGCCGAGCAAUUUCCAACCGGGCCGACCGUUACGGUCGAGCCGGGAAGGAACGGCUUAUGCUCGGCCGGAUUGUUUCAAACGCGCGACAGAAACCGUCCGCGCGGCACGCACGGGCAGAAAGGAACGGCUCGCUCGGCCGGAUUCAUGUAUCGGAACGGACCGACCGUUACGGUCGAUCCGGGAAACAAACGAUCGGCCUCGGCCGAAAUCUCUCGUCCACACGAGAUUUGGCCGACCAAAUCGCACGGCCGCGACAAAAUCCUCGGCCAUCGACCCAAAACUUUUCUC
Messenger RNA from Microthlaspi erraticum, 1227 nucleotides. NCBI's taxonomy places the organism in Eukaryota, Viridiplantae, Streptophyta, Magnoliopsida, Brassicales, Brassicaceae. The record is from the annotation of a GenBank genome assembly.